UUCCAUAGUAUUCCCGUGCUCUGCUAGUUAUGACGGCGGAGCCGCUAUCACACAGCGUUUUACACGGUGAUUACACUGAUAUUUCAUGACUGCCAGGCCCCGGACACCCCGUUUCUCUGCUGGGGAGUUGGCAUCGUCCAUCAGUCAGCUGACGUGCUGGUGGUGUCAGGCCGGAGUACAGAGAUCAUUGUCCUUCUUUCUGCUACCUAGCGGCUUAGCGAGCACCGGUGCUGAGUCUAAAAAAGAAAUGGGCGACUCCUGCGUAAAUAAAGACUUGUGCCACUCUGAAGAUGGGAGCGGCUCUGCUGAAGAGCCCAUGUUUGGUAUGGCAGACAUGUUCCUUUUCUCUCUCAUUGUUGGCCUGCUGACUUACUGGUUCUUCUUCCGCAAAAAGAAAGAGGAGACCUCGGUUGAGUUCACUAAAAUUCAACCCACAGUGACAUCAUCUUCCCGAGAGAGCAGCUUUGUGGAUAAGAUGAAAAAGACGGGGAAAAACAUAGUUGUAUUUUAUGGCUCUCAGACUGGUACUGGAGAGGAGUUUGCCAAUCGUCUAGCAAAAGAUGCUCACCGUUACGGUAUGCGCGGUAUGUCUGCUGACCCGGAAGAAUUUGAAAUGGCGGAUCUCAGGCGGCUUACUGAAAUUGAGAACUCUCUUGCGGUGUUCUGCAUGGCCACAUAUGGUGAGGGAGACCCUACCGACAAUGCUCAGGACUUCUAUGACUGGCUACAAGAAGCAGAUGUUGAUCUAUCAGGACUUAAGUAUGCAGUGUUUAGUCUUGGAAACAAGACUUAUGAGCACUUUAAUGCCAUGGGUAAAUAUGUGGACAAAAGGCUGGAAGAGUUGGGAGCUGAGAGAAUCUUUGAAAAUGGAAUGGGUGAUGAUGACGGCAACUUGGAGGAAGAUUUCAUAACGUGGCGUGAGCAGUUUUGGCCUGCAGUGUGUGAAAACUUUGGUGUAGAGGCUACAGGGGAUGAUUCCAGCAUCCGUCAGUAUGAGCUCGUGGUGCACACAGAUGAAAAUAUGAACAAGAUCUACACUGGGGAAAUGGGCCGCCUUAAGAGCUAUGAAACCCAAAAACCACCGUUUGAUGCAAAAAAUCCAUUCCUGGCCAAUGUAACCGUGAACCGCAAACUGAACGAGGCUGGAGACCGAUACUUGAUGCAUCUGGAAUUGGAGAUUACUGGUUCAAAGAUCAGGUAUGAGUCAGGAGACCACGUGGCAGUGUAUCCAGCUAAUGACUCUUCAAUAGUCAACAAACUGGGAGAGGUUCUGGGAGCAGACCUUGACACGAUUAUAUCUUUAAAUAACCUGGACGAGGAAUCUAACAAGAAGCAUCCCUUCCCCUGUCCUACCACGUAUCGCACAGCUCUUACUUAUUAUUUGGAUGUUACCAACCCACCCCGCACCAAUGUACUUUAUGAGCUUGCACAGUAUGCCACUGACCCCAAAGAACAAGAAACUCUGCGGAAGAUGGCUUCCUCUUCACCAGAAGGCAAGGCUUUAUAUGUAAAUUGGGUUGUGGAAGCAAGGAGGAAUAUGUUGGCUAUUCUAGAAGAUGUGCCUUCGCUGCGUCCUCCAAUUGACCACCUGUGUGAGUUAAUGCCGCGUCUUCAGGCUCGCUACUAUUCUAUUGCCUCCUCUUCAAAGGUUCAUGCCAAUUCCAUACAUAUCUGUGCCGUACUAGUGGAUUAUGAGAGCAAGACUGGCCGGCUGAACAAAGGUGUGGCCACAAACUGGCUCAAAAACAAACAACCAUGUGACAACGGGCAUAAAUCAACAGUGCCCAUGUAUGUACGCAAGUCCCAAUUUCGUCUGCCAUUUAAAUCCACUACACCAGUCCUUAUGAUUGGGCCUGGCACAGGUAUUGCUCCAUUUGUGGGCUUCAUCCAGGAGAGGGAAUGGCUGAAACAGCAAGGGAAGGAGGUUGGAGACACUGUACUGUACUAUGGCUGUCGGCAUGAACAUGAAGACUAUCUUUACAAAGAUGAACUAAGAAAGUUUCACCAGGAUGGUGUACUUACCCAGCUGAAUGUUGCUUUCUCCCGGGAUCAGAAGGAAAAGGUUUAUGUCCAACAUCUUCUGAAGAAGAACCAGGAAAAUGUGUGGAAGCUCAUUAGUGAGGAAAAUGCUCACAUCUAUGUGUGCGGUGAUGCCCGUUAUAUGGCUCGAGAUGUACUGGCCACUUUUCAUGACAUUGUGGCAGAGCAUGGCAAGAUGGAUCAUGCUCAGGCAGUGGAUUACAUCAAGAAACUAAUGACCAAGGGCCGCUAUUCACAAGAUGUCUGGAGUUAAUCCAGUCAAAGCUCCCCCUCUGAAAGAGGACUGUCUAGAGGUGACUUUCAGCUGCUGUUAGAGAGCAUACAGUUUAUGUAUAAUGUACCUGAAUAAACAAAUCUUUUAGUGCCACUUUUGAGAGGUGCAGCUUUGACUCUGCUUUUAGUAUUUUUCAGAAUCUAAUCUCCUUAAAUUAUAUUUUGAACUGUAUAGGCCAGUACACACAGUGGAUGUGUCCCAGAGAUGUAUGCUGAGCAAUCUAGCAGACACCGCUCCACACACAUCUCUCCCCCGCUCAGCACACAGUGCGAUGUGUGUUGGGGUACAGGGGCGCUCAUUUCACCCAGCGGUGAAAUGAGCGAUGUGCUAGAUUGUGCAUGCAUGCAGGCCAGUGUAGUACCAGCGAUAGCGCCGCGCAUAGCUGCCGUUGUGGGGGGCACACACGGAGAGAUCUGUGCUUAAUUUCUAAGCAAUCUAGUCAGAUUGCUUACAAUUUAAGCUCAGAUCUCUCCGUUUUACCCUCCUUAAGCCAACAAACCUUGUUAAUGGGAUACUUUUCAUGGUCAGUGUAAAGAAAACGGACUGUGUUGAGGGGGGAUAAAUGCAAUUACAUCAAACUGUGUCAUCAAACUGCAUUAAAGAAAUUUUAUUAAGCAAAUGGUUUGUGUCAAAUAUUCAAUUGACACAGAACAUAUUCUACAUUAAAGGAGCACUCUAAUGUUUGAUAUUGAAAAUAGGCUGCUUUUACUCAUACAUAUCCAUGGUUAUUAUAUUUGCGGUUUUUAAGCUUAGUUCAAAGCCACCUGGUUGCCAGCUUACUUAUAGUAGAGGAUUAUUUUUGUGAAUCAUAAAGUAGAAUUGAUCACUUGAAAUAUUAAUCCCAGUGAAACAUCACCUCGGUAAUAAUGAUGAUAGAUGACUUAAAAUUAAUGUACAUGAAAAACUGUUUCAUUUGUGCCUUAAAUGUAGAAAUAUUUUUUCUUUCCUUCUUCCUUUAUCUGUCCAUUUACUUUUCUUUGGGUGGGUACUGUUGUGUCUGUGAGUUUAUUUUGUACUUGUCAUAUAGUAACCCAUUCUAGUUCCUGAACACAAUGGCGCUUUUUUUCUUAACUCAUUGUGGAAGUAUCCUGUACACGUUGUAUCCUGUGACAGACGCCUCGGUUAUAGAAGUCACAUGUGGUAUUUGGAUGCUGUGUUCCAGUGUAUGUAAAAUGUUCUUUGUCACAGAAUCUGAAAAGCUAUUAUCUGCUUGAUGUGAUCUUAGAUCUGAGAUGAGUUUUGUCUAUACUGUGACCUAUCGUGCAUUACAGUAACUGGCAACAUGCACACAACCUAUCUGAUUGUAAUUUGAAUCCUUUACUGCUACAGAAAUGGUCAAGAUUUGUAUAUCUGUCCGAUAUUCCACAAUUGAUACAUACUGUCCUUAUGCCAGGCAUUGUGAUCUGUUACUGUAUGCUGACACUUGUAGAUACUGAUCUCUGGCCCCUUAUUUAUUUAUUCCAUUAUACUAUGUAGUUAGACUAGUUUUACAUUAUCUCUGCAGUAGUUUAGUUGGAUUCCUUAUAUUUUCCACAUCAUGACUGUUAUACAUUCUACAAUCAGAGAAAAUCAUGAAAGGUUUUCUAUAAAAUGACUUGCGGCAAUUACAAAUCUAACACAUACUAUCCAGUUCAGUUAAUGUCCUCAUCAAAGAACUGAAGCUGUGAUUAUAUGUUGCAGUGGGGGAUGUCGUUAAUUUGCCAGCAGUCGGGAUCCCGGCAUUCAGGAUAUUGAUGCCGGAAUCCUGACUUCUGACAGCCGGAAUCACAGGGGCUAUUCCCACUCGUGGGUGACCACAACACCCAUAGAGUGGGAAUAGAACCUGUGGCGAGCGCAGCGAUCCACCGAGCCUGCAGCGUAGCGAGCGCAGCCAACCCGCAAGGGGACUCUUUGGGGGAUAUUCAAUUGUUUGAAAAGUCAGUUGGGUGUCUGUUUUUUUUUCCUGUCUAUUAGAUAGGAAAACAGACACCCAACCAACUUUACAAACAUUUGAAUUUCCCCCUUUGUGCUCACUACGAUCGUCUGUAAAUCAUACUGAACCCAGCAGCAAAUACAUCAUGACUCGGGAUUAUGCAGAGUUGCAGAUUCUCGAUUGAAAACCAGACAGCUGCUAUGCUUGCUCUGUAUGGGCAGCCACUAUAAAGUGAAUUUAUUACAUGUCUAGCAACAGAAUGUUCUUUGACUUUUUGUGUUUUCUGAUUAUGUAAUUUUUAAUGUCCCAUAUUACAGUUUAACAUUUUCUCACUGUGCAUUUAAAAUUCUGAUUUGUUUUUAUUAAUAAAAUAUUAGAUUUUCUGUUUCACCAAUUUGGAAGUUUAAUAAAAAAAUAUUGUUGGAUUACUAUGAUUGUAAAUAAUGUUAAAUACACAUUAACCUUUCAAAUAAAAAAUACAUUUUCAAUUUU
This is a messenger RNA of Pseudophryne corroboree (corroboree frog), 4718 nucleotides long. Its product is annotated as NADPH--cytochrome P450 reductase. Gene Ontology annotation, molecular function: FMN binding; flavin adenine dinucleotide binding; NADPH-hemoprotein reductase activity. Bases 86 to 2293 code for a protein of 735 amino acids. The transcript has 16 exons. Lineage: Eukaryota; Metazoa; Chordata; Amphibia; Anura; Myobatrachidae. Gene Ontology annotation, biological process: response to hormone. The record is from RefSeq and is a predicted model, not a curated record. Gene Ontology annotation, cellular component: cytosol.